CCAUUAGCAGCUAGGAAUGUCAAUCACCAGGUCCCAGCUGGAGAUUCCCUGCCGCCACCCAGCAAUCGUCGGGCAAAGCUGACAGAGGAGAGACCUGUGUGUAACCAACACUGGUCUCUCUCCAGUCAGCAAGGACAUGCUGCUGUGUGUUUCUAUCAGCAUGUCUCCCUAGUAAAACAAACACAGCACAUCAUGUAAAACAGCACACAGCACACAAUUAACCCUUUGAUCGCCCCACAUGUUAACUCUUUCCUGCCCAGUGCCAUUAAUACAGUGUCAGCGCUUUUUAUUAGCACUGAUCACUGUAUUAGUGUCAUUGGGAUGUCAGUGGCAGUUAGUUCACCCCCAGUGUCAGAAUGCCCAUCGCAGUCCCGCAGUCCCAUUAUAAGUCGCUGA
Molecule: messenger RNA, 396 nt
Organism: Staurois parvus
Lineage: Eukaryota; Metazoa; Chordata; Amphibia; Anura; Ranidae
Source: the annotation of a GenBank genome assembly